Ixodes scapularis (black-legged tick) is the source of this 1964-nucleotide messenger RNA. RefSeq names its product serine/threonine-protein phosphatase 2A 65 kDa regulatory subunit A alpha isoform (gene Pp2A-29B). The coding region runs from base 96 to 1865 and encodes 589 amino acids. Gene Ontology annotation, cellular component: cytoplasm; protein phosphatase type 2A complex. Gene Ontology annotation, molecular function: protein phosphatase regulator activity; protein binding. Lineage: Eukaryota; Metazoa; Arthropoda; Arachnida; Ixodida; Ixodidae. Gene Ontology annotation, biological process: protein dephosphorylation. The record is from RefSeq and is a predicted model, not a curated record. The transcript has 13 exons.
CCAGUAGUCACUACUCCAGCCGGCCGCAGCCAGCCGAAGCCGUUACCGCUACUGUUGGGAUUGGUAGCACUGCUGGUGGGGGUACCGCGAGCAGUAUGGCCGCAAGUGACGCCAAUACUGAGGACUCAUUGUAUCCCAUCGCUGUACUCAUCGAUGAAUUGAGGAAUGAAGAUGUGCAGCUGCGGCUGAACAGCAUCAAGAAGCUGUCCACCAUUGCCCUGGCUCUGGGAGUGGAGAGGACCAGGAGCGAGCUCAUCCCCUUCCUCACAGACACAAUCUACGAUGAGGACGAGGUUCUGCUCGCGCUGGCGGAGCAGCUGGGCAACUUCACCCCGCUGGUCGGGGGCUCGGAGUUUGUCCACUGCCUCCUGCCACCCCUGGAAAGCCUGGCCACAGUGGAAGAGACGGUGGUGCGAGACAAAGCAGUGGAGUCCCUGCGCCACAUCUCGCAGCAGCACAGCCCCUCUGACCUGGAGCAGUACUUUGUGCCCCUGGUGAAGCGCCUGGCCUCUGGGGACUGGUUCACAUCACGUACGUCUGCCUGCGGUCUGUUCAGCGUCUGCUACCCAAGGGUCUCGGCCACCGUCAAGGGAGAGCUGCGCAACCACUUCCGCAACCUGUGCCAGGACGACACCCCGAUGGUGCGUCGUGCGGCAGCCUCGAAGCUGGGGGAGCUGGCCAAGGCGGUGGAGGCGGAGUGGGUCAAGACGGACCUGGUGCCCAUGUGGGCCUACCUGGCCCAGGACGAGCAGGACAGCGUGCGGCUGCUGGCAGUGGAGGCCUGCGUGGCGCUGGCCUCCCUGCUGCCCCGGGAGGACCUGGACCAGCUGCUGCUGCCCACCCUGCGCCAGGCGGCCGAGGACAAGUCCUGGCGGGUGCGCUACAUGGUGGCCGACCGCUUCACCGACCUCCAGAAAGCCGUCGGGCCAGAGGUCACCCGGGCGGACCUCGUACUCGCCUUCCAGAACCUGCUCAAGGACUGCGAGGCCGAGGUGCGGGCGGCCGCCGCCCACAAGGUCAAGGACUUCUGCCAGAACCUGUCGCCAGAGGUCCAGGAGCAGGUGAUAAUGAGCAACAUCCUGCCGUGCGUGAAGGACCUGGUGUCUGACCCCAACCAGCACGUGAAGUCGGCCCUGGCCUCCGUCAUCAUGGGCCUCUCCCCGAUCCUCGGGAAGCACAACACGGUGGAACACCUGCUGCCGCUGUUCUUGUCCCAGCUGAAGGACGAGUGCCCCGAGGUGCGGCUGAACAUCAUCUCGAACCUGGACUGCGUCAACGAGGUGAUCGGCAUCCAGCAGCUCUCCCAGAGCCUGCUGCCGGCCAUCGUCGAGCUGGCCGAGGACUCCAAGUGGCGCGUCCGCCUCGCCAUCAUCGAGUAUAUGCCCUUGCUUGCCGGACAGCUGGGUGUGGAGUUCUUCGACGAGAAGCUGAAUGCCCUCUGCAUGACCUGGCUGGUUGAUCACGUGUUUGCCAUCCGAGAGGCGGCAACGCAGAACCUCAAGAAGCUUGUGGAGAAGUUUGGCAAGGAGUGGGCCACCAACACGGUGAUCCCCAAGGUGUUGACCAUGUCCCGGGACCAGAACUACCUGCACCGCAUGACCUGCCUCUUCUGCAUCAACGUGCUUUCCGAGGCCUGCGGGGGAGACAUCACGGGCAAGCUGAUGCUGAGCACGGUGCUGAGCCUGGCCGGAGACAAUGUGGCCAACGUGCGCUUCAACGUGGCCAAGACCCUGCAGCGCAUUGCGCCCAUCCUCGAUGCCCCCACUUUGCAAGGCCAGGUGAAGCCUUGUCUGGAGAAGCUGAACACUGACACGGAUGUGGACGUUCGUUACUUUGCAUCGGAGGCCAUUUGUGUACUCCCCUGAUGGGUCACUGCGGAGCCGGGCUUAGCAGCGUUCCACGGUCCCCCCACUCUCUCCCUUGAGCGCAUUUUGGUGUCAAAUAAAAGCCUAGUUGUACGAGUA